GCCACAGUGCCACACGGACAAAGACAAGUCCACGAAAUUUCGUGAUAGGGGUAAAUUCGUCCAUCAAAUAAUAGGAUUAUAAACACAUAAGAGGUCAAUUUUGUCUUUAUAUCAAAUUUUAUCGAAGUGCAUCAUCGGACUCAGCUACGUCUCGGGUUGUAGCGUUUCUUUGGUGGUCAAGCGGAUAAGGGAAGCUUCACAGCAUUAUCUCUUAGUUUCAAUAUAUUUUGAAGCUAAGACAUGGCAGAAAAAGCAUGUGUAAAGCGCCUUCAGAAGGAAUAUAGAGCACUUUGUAAAGAAAAAAGUCCUCCUAAAGUGUGAAACUACCGCAAAUCACCAGGAAUGUUUGAAAUAAUAUUUUGUCUACCCUUGUGCACAGUACCACAUUGAAUUCCGGUUGCCAUAAUAUUUGUUAAUUAUGGGAUGGAACCCGUCUCCCAUGUUGUGGCCCGCCCUUCUCCGAAUGAUAUCCUUGAGUGGCAUUAUGUUUUGGAGGGGAGUGAAGGAACACCAUUUGCAGGUGGAUAUUAUUAUGGGAAGAUCAAGUUUCCUCCAGAAUAUCCGUUUAAACCUCCAGGGAUAAGUAUGACUACUCCAAACGGAAGAUUCAUGACACAAAAGAAAAUCUGCUUAUCUAUGAGUGACUUCCAUCCAGAGAGUUGGAAUCCGAUGUGGUCUGUGUCAAGCAUACUCACAGGACUUCUCUCAUUUAUGAUGGACAAUAGUCCUACCACAGGCAGUGUAUCGACAACAGUUGCUGAGAAAGAGAAGCUCGCGAAGGCUUCUCUGGCUUUUAAUUGUAAAAACCCAACCUUUAGGAAAUUAUUUCCAGAGUAUGUCGAGAAGUAUGAACAGCAGCAGCUCCCAACGCAGCCUGUUCCAGAGCAGGUACCAUCCGUGACAGCUCGAGCAGAACAGUCUAGACCCUUGUUAGAAGAGCAUGACAAUUCCACAAAGGAUGAAGUGAAUAGAGUGAAGCCUCUAAAAGACGCCAAUAACCAACAGAGGAAAUCUUUCCCAACUUGGUUGUUGCUGUUGCUAGUUUCAAUUUUUGGUGUUGUAAUGGCCCUGCCUCUGCUUCAGCUUUGAUGACUGCAAUCUUGUGUUAUUCGCUACAAUGAAGUACAGAGCACCCUAAAUCGCAGUAAUAUGUUAGUCAUCCCUGCUCUGGUUUCCUGAUAUUUACCUAAUUUUGUAGGUUCUCAUUUACCUAUGGGGAAUGUAUAGGCAUGACUCUAAGUGGAGAUCUAACUGAUCUCUCAAUCUAUAGCUAAAAUGGCUUUUAAUUUCGUA
This is a messenger RNA of Lycium barbarum (goji berry), 1293 nucleotides long. Its product is annotated as ubiquitin-conjugating enzyme E2 34-like. The transcript has 11 exons. The record is from RefSeq and is a predicted model, not a curated record. Bases 424 to 1089 code for a protein of 221 amino acids. NCBI's taxonomy places the organism in Eukaryota, Viridiplantae, Streptophyta, Magnoliopsida, Solanales, Solanaceae.